Molecule: messenger RNA, 1390 nt
Organism: Eucalyptus grandis
Lineage: Eukaryota; Viridiplantae; Streptophyta; Magnoliopsida; Myrtales; Myrtaceae
Product: exopolygalacturonase
Exons: 4
Coding region: 1-1239 (412 amino acids)
Biological process (GO): carbohydrate metabolic process
Molecular function (GO): polygalacturonase activity
Source: RefSeq, a predicted model, not a curated record
AUGGACACGAGCUCGUGCCAUGGCAAGAUCUUUCUGCUCUUCUCCUCAACACUGGUGCUGCUGCUGGCGGCGCUCGUGAUCGGGGCCCCCUCCCGUGCCCUCGCGAAGAGAAACCCCGCCCAUGCACGAGUGAAGGUCUUCGACGUGAGGAAGUUCGGCGCGGUCGGGGAUGGGAAGACCGAGAAUAGCAAGGCAUUUCUCGAUGCGUGGCGCCAAGCGUGUCAGUACAAAGGAGCAUAUAGGAGGAGAUUGUACGUCCCGCUAGGGACGUACCGGUUAUGGCCGGUGGUGUUCGAGGGGCCGUGCGCCGGCCUCAUCAUCGUCACGAUCAAAGGGGUGCUCAAGGGGCCCGAUGACCCGUCAACGUUCUCCCUGAACCAUUGGAUCACCUUCCAGUACAUCGACGGGAUGAGGAUCCAUGGCGGCGGUACGUUGGAUGGCCAGGGCCACCACGCUUGGCCCUACAACAAAUGCGCUUGCAGUCCUCUUCCAAUUUCAGUGCGACUCAAUUUCGUCAACAACACAAUAAUCAAGUCGAUAAGUUCGGUGGACAGCAAGAACUUCCACUUCAACGUCUUCUCCUGCCACAAUAUCGAGUUCCGGCGCGUGCAGAUAAUUGCCCCCGACGAAAGCCCCAACACAGACGGGAUCCACAUAGGUGACUCGUCCCGCAUCAAGAUCACUGACUCCCAGAUCAAGACCGGGGAUGACUGCGUCUCGAUCGGGCCGGGGUCCAAGGACAUCGAGAUCGUCGGGGUCCACUGUGGGCCAGGCCACGGCUUCAGCGUGGGUAGCCUCGGGAAGUACCCGAACGAGGCGGACGUGACCGGGCUGUCCGUGCGGCAGUGUACCAUGACCGGCAGUCAGAACGGUGUGAGGAUCAAGACGUGGGCUUCUCCCCUCAAGAGCAGAGCCUACAACUUCUCGUUUCAUGACAUUACCAUGAGGGAUGUGCACAGUCCCAUUAUUAUCGACCAGGAGUACUGUCCGAAAGGUGGUUGUUCCGCGCAGGCGGCAUCGAAUGUCCAGAUCGAGGACAUAUUGUUCUCAAAGAUCAAGGGCACUUCGGCUUCGCAGGUGGCGGUCGACCUCAUAUGCAGCCCCAGCGUGCCUUGCAAGAACAUCAACCUCCGCGACAUCAAUUUGGAGUACACCGGCUCCAAAGGGCCUGUGAAAUCAAUCUGUGCUCAUGUGAGAGGCAACGUCCGCGGUGUACAGAAGCCAUCGCCUUGCAUUUAGCACGGACAAAUAAGAAGCUGGCUUUCCUUUUUGUUCAUAUCUCCCGACCCCGACAAGCGAGAAACUUUAGUGUUUAAGUCAGAACAUUGCUGUGUCGAGUAGGAUUGUCUUUUUUCCUUCAAAUGCAAAUCCUUCUAUGUGCUAGGGUAUG